This is a messenger RNA of Brassica oleracea var. oleracea, 929 nucleotides long. Its product is annotated as cyclin-P3-1-like. The transcript is spliced from 3 exons. Lineage: Eukaryota; Viridiplantae; Streptophyta; Magnoliopsida; Brassicales; Brassicaceae. Gene Ontology annotation, biological process: regulation of cyclin-dependent protein serine/threonine kinase activity. Gene Ontology annotation, molecular function: protein kinase binding. The record is from RefSeq and is a predicted model, not a curated record. The coding region runs from base 125 to 763 and encodes 212 amino acids.
UGCAAAACUUUUAAAAGAAAGCAUUCAACUUUGCUUCUCCCAUUCCACUUUCCCUGUGCUACCUCAAAGCCAAGAACAACCAAAGAGGUUUUUAAAGCCUUCUCCGUUCGGCUUCAACACAAAAAUGGAAACUUCUAGCAACUCCACAAACUCAUCUCUCUUUCAAUUGUUAGGUCUUAUAGAAGGCUAUGAUCAGCCUUCUGGUUCCACCCUUCCUCGUGUCAUCACCCUUCUCGCCUCGCUUCUUACGAAGAUGAUUCAAAAGAACGAAAAGCCAUUCCACACAAGACGCAACAAGGACGAAGAGAUCACUAUGUUCCAUGGCUCAAGAGCACCGUCGAUGAACAUCCAACGUUACACAGAGAGAGUCCACAGGUACGCUAGGUGUAGCCCUGCUUGCUUCGUUGCAGCCUUUGUUUACAUCAUUAGGUAUCUAGAAAGACCAGGGGCUACAAGUAUGACUCUUCGUCUCACAUCACUUAACGUUCAUCGCCUUCUCAUCACCAGUCUCUUAGUCGCAGCAAAAUUCUUGGAUCGCAAGUGUUAUAAUAAUGCUUAUUAUGCGAAAAUUGGAGGAGUUAGCACUGAAGAGAUGAAUAGGCUGGAGAGAACGUUCUUGUUCGAUCUUGAUUUCAGAUUAAAUAUUACAGCGGAGAUGUUUGAGAAACACUGUCUCAUGUUGCAGAGACAAACGGUGCCUUGUGGUUCAAGAAAACGUAGAACAGCCCUUGAAGAGAUGACUUGUGGUUGCCAAGCGAUCUAACAUAUACAAAGCCCAUAAGAUGCGCUUAGAUGUUCUUUUCUUCUGUACUACGUUUUAAACUAAUUUAUUUUCUCAUGAUUAUUUGAAGAAAUUGGAAUCAAAAUAUGUAUUUUCUUGAUAUCCAUUGAGAAACAUGGUGAUGAAAAAUUAAAAUUGGGCUAGUAAA